Staurois parvus is the source of this 388-nucleotide messenger RNA. The record is from the annotation of a GenBank genome assembly. NCBI's taxonomy places the organism in Eukaryota, Metazoa, Chordata, Amphibia, Anura, Ranidae.
UGCGGGGUCCCGGGGGAGAGCGAUAUAGUGAAUGCGGGGUCCGGAGGGAGAGCGGAUAUAGUGAAUGCGGGGUCCGGGAGAGCGGAUAUAGUGAAUGCGGGAGAGGAUAUAGUAGUGAAUGCGGGGUCCGGGGAGAGCGGAUAUAGUGAAUGGGGUCCGGGGAGAGCGGAUAUAGUGAAUGCGGGGUCCGGGGAGAGCGGAUAUAGUGAAUGCAGGGGGUCCGGGGAGAGCGGAUAUAGUGAAUGCGGGGUCCGGGGAGAGCGGAUGGAUAGUGUGAAUGCGGGGUCCGGGGAGAGCGGAUAUAGUGAAUGUGCGAGGGUCCGGGGGAGAGCGGAUAUAGUGAAUGCGGGGGGAGAGCGGAUACGGUGAAUGCCGGGGUCCGGGGAGA